This is a messenger RNA of Lachancea meyersii CBS 8951, 2859 nucleotides long. The record is from the annotation of a GenBank genome assembly. Lineage: Eukaryota; Fungi; Ascomycota; Saccharomycetes; Saccharomycetales; Saccharomycetaceae.
AUGCUGGGACUGGGAAAUAGCCAUCUGUAUUCAGUGGCCAAUCAAAGCUCGAAUUCAAACAUUUCAAGAGAUGAAAAGUACGAUUACAACGAUGAGGUAUCCGACGAGGACGAUGAGUCUGGGAUUUUCUUAGGCAAAGUGAGAGCCGAGAAUGGAUUCAGCUUGCGAUCUUUUAUUGACCAGAUCAAUGCCAAGACGAAAGCUUUAGCGAUCGCGCGAGAAUUGGAUGCGAAACGUGGCAUCGUCCAUCAAGAUGCUACCACAAGUGCAGGAUCUAUCGAUUCGACCUCGAGUACUUCGAGUGCUGCCCUAAAAACGGAUGAAGGCGUGCCAUCUCGUGCAACUAUCCGUCGAAUCCCCUCGGGGGCUCGAGCUUCCACCGCUCAACCAGAUCUAAGUGCCACACCAAUGAAAGACGUCCCACAAAAUGGCAAUUCUCAUGCACAAACGAUCAAUGAUUUAUUAGUGCAAUCGACGCCCAUCAACACCAGUAAAUCUGCUCCUUCGAGUAGAAGUACCCAGCCACGAGACCUCCUAAAGGAGAAGUUCAUUGAGAGUCACAAACCGCACACAGAUUAUGGACGAUUGACGUCAAUGUCAUCAAACAUGCAGGAUGCUAGUCUAGAUCCAGAGAAGCCAUCAGACAUGGAAAUUGAUGCGAUCAAUCAGCGAACAGCAGAAAUAAGUUCGGCAGCCUCUGGUGUUGGUGAGAAAGAUCAAAAGAUCAACGAACUACAGGCUUUAGUCCAAGAUCAAGAUCAACGGGCUACACGGCUUUUCGAGCAGAUACGAUCGCUGCAAGCCCAGGUUUCUAUGCAGCAGGAGCUGGCGCGAAGUAUUCACGAACAGAGAUCUCUGGAUCAAGAGGAACUAAAGAAGUGCAACGAACAGAUCACUUUUAGAGACCAUGAAUUAGACAAGAUCAAAGAGCACAUCGACCAAUUAAAUCAAGAUUUCGAAACGCACACACAAGAGCUCGAAAAAGAGGUAGGAGACCUGCGAGUGGCCCUGAACAAUAACAGAUCGUCGACCGACGAGCUAACAGCAAAGGUGUCAGCUCUAAAAAUGGAUAAAACUGAACUCGAGAACAAACUUCAAUUGCAGCGCACCGAAUGCGUCGAUUUGCAGUCGUCGAGAAAGGAUGAACAAGAAAAGUCUCAAAAGGAAAUCAGAGAGCUCAAUUCCAAAUUACAGGUUUCGGAAACCUUGAUAGAAUCUCUUAGAGCUAGUGCCGAUGUUCUGCGAAAAGAGCUCGAUACAGAAAAGAAUGAUUUUGCCGUUAAAUCAACUGUCUCUGAAGCCAAAUUCAAGGAACUCCGGGACAAAAAUGACAAGCUGGAAAAGGACGUGGAAUCACUCACAGCUGAAACGACAAAAGAAUCGUCACAUCACAAAGACAUUGUGUUGGAUCUGGAAGAGAAACUUCAAAAUGCCCUCGAGGAGACUGAGAAAGCUAAAACUCGAUAUAAUAUGUUAGAGAAACAACACGGAGAGCUAAAAGAUCUACGAGACUCGCUAGAGGGGACAAAUGAUGAACUGAAAAGCGUCGUAAACCGGCUUGAACACCUUUCAUCUGAGCAAGUGCAGACCAUAGGAAAGCUGGAAGAAGAGGCGGAAAGAAAAGUGAAGAAAGAAGGUUAUGCACUCUCGAGCGCCAAGAAGCACUCUAAACAGCUGGAUGAAAAGAUACGACAGCUGCAGGACAUCCUUUUAAUCAAAAAGGGUGAGCUAGACACCUUGAAAGAGGAGCAAGCAGCAUUGUCGCUAUUUUUGAGCAAGGCAACUCUUUUCCAAUUACCUGUCGGCGAGCUUAUCCUUGAACAGUAUAACCGUGACAGGUUCUGCUGUCAAUUGGAUACACAGUUCACUGUGAUAAACCCUGCAAUUGCGGGAUUCCUAACACAAGAUCAAAUAGAGUCGUCUUCAUCUACGUUGACCAGUUUAGAGGCUGCCAAAUCCGAUGUGGAUAGGCUGCAGAGCAGUAUCAAUAAGGAAUGGCAGCCCAAAGUGAAAGCACUGGAAACAGAGAUUGCAGACAGAAAGCAAGACCAGCAACAGCUACGUGGCAAAAUACAAAGUUUAGAUCGCAAAAUUGAGAAGUUGGAAACCAAAAUAGCUCAUUUGGACGCGGAAAGAGAGACUUCUCUGAAAGAGAAAGAGAAAGAUGUCAAAACAUGCCAAGAUUUGGGAAGCGAGAUUAACCUUUUGAGAUCGCAAUUGGCCGAGAACCAAAAGAAAAGCUUUGUGGAGCUUUCAAGCAAAAUCGACCAUCUCAGCGAGGACAAGUACAAGUUGCAAGGCAAACUACAAACUUUGGAAGCCAGUCUUAAGGAAAAAGAAUCAUCUGUGGCGCAACUCAGUGAAAAUCUAGAUCAAGAGCGUGCCAAACAAGCUGCCUCGCUGGACGAGCUGCAGCAGUUGCGCAAAGAUCUCACAAAGGCAAAAGGCAAUCCUGCGCGUGCCAUAAAUUUCCAAACUGCUUCGCAGGCACGCCCACACUUGAACCGGAAAUUGUACGACUCGCUGAUGGUCGACAACGUGAAUGACAUGGAUGUCGUGGACCUGCAAAAUGUGGUCAAAAACCUGAUUUUACUUCUAGAAAUUCCGCUAUCCAAGAUCACCAAGAAGAUGCCCUUAGUUGCAAUCUACCUACGUUACGAAAAGAGCAUUUGUCUACAUUUUGCCAACAAACUUCACCAUUUGAUAUUUCGCGAGACAAUUGAUAUCAAACGAUUCACAAAUAUUGUUUACGGCCAGUACAUCGAGCAUCAUGACAUAUGCCACCUGGAUCAUCCAUUAGAAGCUUGUCUUGAUAACCUAUACAAAGCUGUCAGUGCUAGGAUCUCGACAUCAUUGUGA